This is a messenger RNA of Paramormyrops kingsleyae, 1611 nucleotides long. Its product is annotated as high affinity immunoglobulin gamma Fc receptor I-like. Gene Ontology annotation, cellular component: external side of plasma membrane. The record is from RefSeq and is a predicted model, not a curated record. Lineage: Eukaryota; Metazoa; Chordata; Actinopteri; Osteoglossiformes; Mormyridae. Gene Ontology annotation, molecular function: transmembrane signaling receptor activity. Gene Ontology annotation, biological process: immune response; cell surface receptor signaling pathway.
UGCUAGUGGGUUUGCAAAACUACAUCCACUGAGGAACUUUACAUCUUUACUCAUCAUACAAAACAAUUCAGGCAAUGUUUUACUCCAUUACCUUGGGGCUUGCUGUCCUGCUGCAGCACGGGCUGUCCCAAGACACCCCCAGGACCAGGCUCACAGUGGAGCCCCCGGGACCAGCUGUCUAUGUUGGAGAGGUGGUCUCCUUAUGGUGCCAGCUGGAGGGGAGCCCCACCACUGGCUGGACCUACACCUGGUACCCACCCGCCACUCGGACCACAAUGACCCCCAUCCCAGGUCACAGAUCAACCGGGGGUCGGUACACCAUUUUCGGUGUGCUGCCCUCAGACCAGGGACCAUACCAAUGCCUGGCAGAGAGAAUUGGCCCGCCUCCGACAGCCGUGCUUAGCAACAGCGUCACUCUGACGGUCAUGGACUUGCCCCCAGGCACGCUGACGAUCACCCCCGACAGCAGGAGGCACUUCCAAGGUGACGGACUCUCUCUGCACUGCAGGUCCAGCUGCAGCAGUACCACUGAGUGGACCCUGAAGCAUCUGAAUGAGCAGGCUAUAGUGGAGACUGGCUAUCCUGGGGACAGCAUGCGUAAGCGGGGGUGUCAGACCUACAACUUCACAAGCCUCAAUAGCUGCAAUACCGGCCUGUAUUGGUGCGAGUCUGAGGGCCAGCGGACGAAUGCCAUUGACAUCACGGUGGACGAAAGUCCUGUGAUCAUACAGGGCCCAACUCGGUCUGUAUCGCAUGGAGGGAAUGUUACUCUGCAAUGUCGAUAUAGGUGGUUUUCCCCAAAGAAUAUUACCUUUUACAAGGAUGGCAUGGAGAUUGAGACUCGUGGAGAUGGCAGAAUGACAAUGUGGGGCGUGACCAAGGAGGACGAGGGUUUCUACUGGUGUUCUGGAGAAGGCACCGGGAUGAUAAGUGCCGAGACGUGGGUGUCGGUUACAGGAAGCUCUGUCCUUACAAGCAGGGAAGGGGCGGCUGGCCCCGAACAGCCACUGAUGGUGUUUACCGUAGGAAGUUCCACUGCAGAAGAAAUUAUUUCUCAACAGCCAAACCUGCACAGUAAAGGAAUCGCCACCAGCACUAUAGAGAACAAAUCACAGAGCCCUGAACAAAUGGGAAAGUCAUUAUCUGAAGAAUUAGCUCUGUCUGGAUCUCCAGCAGGUCCUGAGCUGUUUGUGGUGAUGAUCUGUAUUGUGAUAUUCCUGAUGCUUAUCCCUACUUUGGGAAUCCUGGCCUACCGAUGCUCACAUUUAGAGUUCCCUCCAAGCAGCCGCUGUUCCAUCGCGGACUCUGAAAGCCAAUAUCCCGGACAGAACUCACCCCAACCAAAAGAGGACCCCUGGAGUAUGACGUGGGUAGAGAUGAUGAUCCCUUUGAAUAAUCAGGAUCACCACGAAUCCCAAGUGGAGACAGAGCCUCAGAUGGACGACCCAGAUGCCUCGCAGGCGUGAUCUUCCACACAGCACCGGCUCAGUCAUACAGCUCCAUGAUCCAUGAUCCAGGUCUAUAAGAUUGUAACAGGUUUGGAUGCUGUUCAACCGAAUAGUAACUUCAGCAUUAGUUCAAAUACAAGAACUCGUGGCCAUAGGGGGAAAU